UUCAGUCGAGACGAACACGCACACUCACUCAAACACAAGCCGAACAGGUGGUCCAGACCUACCUGAGGAGCUCGACAUGAGGAUUUACCUUGUUUUUCACCUGUGUGGAUACAAUGUGGCGGUCGCUUUCUGAAUCCGAAUAGUCCCGAAGAGUUCACACUUCACGCGCUUCCCUGUGAGGAGUCUCCGGGAAUAUCGGGCGAAUAUGAAAGUGACAGUAUGUUUUGGGAGGACCAGGGUGGUCGUUCCCUGCGGGGAUGGGAAUAUCAAAAUACACAAUCUUAUCCAGCAAGCCACAAUGCGCUACAAAAAAGCCAUCGCCAAGGACCCGGGGUACUGGAUACAGGUUCAUCGGCUGGAACAUGGAGAUGGAGGCAUUUUGGACCUGGAUGAUGUGCUGUGUGAUGUAGCUGAUGAUAAAGACAGGCUGGUGGCGGUGUAUGAGGAGCAGGACCCUCAUCAUGGUGGCGACGGCACCAGCGCCAGCUCCACCGGCACCCAGAGCCCUGAGCUCUUCACCAGCACUGAACUCAACUCCAGCAACCUGUCAGCCUUCCAGCCCUACCAGACCAGCAGCGAGAUCGAGGUCACGCCGAUAACACUCAGAACCAUUUCAGACAUGCCUUUGCAUGUGCGCCGUAGCAGUGAUCCAGCUCUAGCCGGCCUUCCCGAAGCCCAGCUCCAGCCGGAGGAACCGUCCCGUAAUAACCGCACACGCUGGUCCACCACUGCAGGCUUUCUGAAGACCAACCCCACCAGUGGAACCAACAGUCUAGAGCGAAAGGGUAAGAAUCUGGAGGCGUACCGCAGCCUGCCCCGUGACGUCACCCCCUGGUCGACACAGUUUCAGAGAGAAAACACCCGCUCUUCGCUCAGUGCAAACCAUCCCAUGGUGGACCGAUGGCUGGAGCGCCAGGAACAGGAUGAAGAGGAUGAAGACGAGGAGCGGACUGAAAACGGCAGGAAUGGGAGGAUAGAGCCGGUGGGACGAGCAGAUUCAUGUGUGGAAGCAGCUUCACUUGAUGAUCUUCUGAAGCCGGUGGAGGUGUGCAAUGGCGGAGGGCCGCUUGGAAUCCAUGUGGUGCCUUUCAGUGCCAGAGACAGAAGGACGCUGGGUUUGUUAGUGAAGAGGCUGGAGAGAGGAGGAAAGGCGGAGCGCGAGACUCUGUUCCAGGAGAACGACUGCAUCGUGCGGAUUAAUAACGCAGACCUGCGCAACAUCCGAUUUGAACAGGCCCAGAAUCUGUUCAGACAGGCGAUGCGUACUCCGCGAAUCCUGUUUCAUGUGGUUCCAGCAGGGAAAAAAGCCCAAUACGAGCUGCUGUCUCAGAAUGAACUGGGCAUUCAGACUGGUUCUAUAUCCGGAGACAGAGGCAGUCUGGUGGAAGGAGCCUUUAGUCCGAGAAGAAUGUCCAAAGCAGAGUCGACCCGUGGUUAUCCCACAUUACCAAACCCAGCAAACCCUUUAAACCAGACCCAACUGGACCCCAUCCAGCCCUCCAGACCCACCAGCACCACCUCAUCUGUGGGAUACUCCAAGAAGAUCGGCCGAAAGUUCAGCGUCCAGCUGCGGAAAGGUCCAGAGGGUUUGGGCUUCAGCAUCACUUCCAGAGAUGUCCCAAUCGGCACGUCUGCCCCCAUAUAUGUGAAGAACAUCCUCCCUCGAGGAGCCGCCAUUCAGGAUGGCCGUCUGAAAGCUGGAGACCGCCUGCUGGAGGUGAAUGGAGUGGAUCUGAAUGGUAAAACUCAGGAGGAGGUUGUGGCUCUGCUGCGCUCCACUGCCAUGGGAGGCACUGUAGGCCUUCUGAUCAUCAGACAAGAGGAUGCCUUUCUGCCCAGAGAAGCAAAAGAGCAAGAUGACCUCAUUUUGACGCCGGAUGGAACGAGAGAGUUUAUGACCUUUGAAAUCCCUCUCAAUGACUCUGGUUCGGCAGGGUUAGGGGUCAGCGUGAAGGGAAACAGAGCCAAAGAGAGUCACGAUGACCUGGGCAUUUUCGUCAAGUCUAUAAUCACUGGAGGAGCCGCCUGCAAGGAUGGGCGACUGAGGAUAAAUGACCAGCUGAUAGCAGUUAAUGGAGAGUCUCUACUGGAAAAAACGAAUCAGGAAGCCAUGGAGACCCUGCGCAAGUCCAUGUCCAUCGAGAGCAACAAGAGAGGCAUGAUUCAGCUGAUAGUGGCCCGGCGGAUCGCUGGAAGAGGAGAGGAGUCUCCGGGUAGUCCUCCUGUGCGUCUGAAAUCUCCACGAGACGAACACGAGCGGCGGAUCUCACAGUCUCUGUAUCCCGAGAGUCCUGAUGACAAACACACACCACGAUCCACCAUGAAGGCCAGAAUGAUGGGUCAUUUCCAGCUGUCUCCGACUGUGAAUAUGCCCAGGGACGACACGAUCAUCAUUGAAGACGAUCGCCCGCCUGUUCUUCCAGCUCGUCUGUCAGAUCAGUCCUCAUCCAGCUCUCAUGAUGAUAUGGGCUUCGUGACGGAAAUGCCCGAGUCUUGGACCAGGGAUGUGCAGAUACCUGACGACAGUACGCUCAGUCCAGAUUUGGAUAUGGAUAUGUUUCAGAGGGAAGGCUUUGGCCGGCAGAGCAUGUCAGAAAAGCGGACCAAACAAUACAGCGACCCUACUCAACUGGACAUCAUCCAGAGUCGCAAGUCCAAGAGUAUGGAUUUAGUAGCCGAUGAGUUUAACCUCACUCGCCGCACAGACGAGACUGAAGGCAACUCCAGCAGAGAUGUGGGCCCGGCGCUGGGCUUGAAGAAGUCCAGCUCAUUGGAGAGCCUCCAGACGGCUGUGGCGGAGGUGACGCUCAAUGGGGACGUCCCGUUCCACAGGCCUCGGCCCCGCAUCAUCAGGGGAAGAGCCUGCAAUGAGAGCUUCAGGGCCGCCAUCGACAAAUCAUAUGACAAGCCCAGUGUGCCGGCGCUCAGUCCUGAUGAAGACGAUGAGGGCAUGGAGACAUUGGAAGAAGACACAGAAGAAAGCUCACGGUCAGGCCGCGACUCCAUUUCUACAGCCACAGACCUCACACUUCCACCCUCCAACACCGAGAUCAACGGAGAACGCACCAAAGACGAUAAGAAGAAGGACAAGAAAGACAAGAACAAAGCCAAGAAAGGAGUGCUGAAGGGCCUGGGCGACAUGUUCAGGUUUGGCAAAAACCGCAAAGACGAAAAAAUGGAGCGCAAGGGUUCGAGUAAAAGCAAGAUGGAGGAGAUGACGGCCAGCGAGGAGGAGAUGCAAAGAAUGAGACUCGAACAGGAGAGGAUUCAGGCAAAGACGCGUGAGCUGCGGGAGCGUCAGGCCAAAGAGCGCGAGUAUGCUGAGAUCCAGGACUUUAGCCGGCCACUGAGCUCAGACGAGGAGCACACCUACGCCGGCAUCGGCUCUCUGGACUCAUCUCUUGACAGCAGUCUGGACCUGAGCCUCACGCCAGGACAGGAGCGUCCGCUGGGCCCCAGAGAGCCACCGCUGGCCCUCGAGACCCUGUACGCCCAGGUCAACAAGCCCCGCAGCGCCCGGACGGUCCCUGCAGACAGCAACAGACUGGCACCUAGCAACCAUGACCGGAUACAGCGGCUACGGCAAGAGUUCCAGCAGGCCAAACAUGAGGAGGAACCUGACGACCGGCGCCGAUCCUACAGCUUUCAGCAGCAGCAACCAUGGGCCAAUGCGGGUUCUUACACCCCGACAGGACGGCACUCGGUUUCUUUAGAAGUGCAAGUGCAAAAACAGAGGGAGGACAGAGACUCCUUCACACAAGCCCAGAGGCAGUACAACUCCUUACCACGACAACCCCGUAAAAACCCUAGCACCGUGUCUCAAGACUCCUGGGAGAAAGUUUAUCCUCCUGGCGAUGUCUUCCAGACGGCCAAAGAAAACUCGCGUUAUUCCAUCCACCAGGGGUCCCGGACCGCCAACGGGUACCUGAGUCCCACCCCCACCGGCCUGAAUGCCCGAGUCCUGCUGGAAACCCAGGAGCUGCUAAGGCAAGAACAGAGGCGCAAAGAGCAGGAGGCCAAAACUAAGCUGCCAACAAUGGAGGAGAAGCCAACCCUAAACCAAACACCAAUUCCUCCACCACCCAAAGGCCCAUUUCGGCAAGAUGUGCCUCCAUCGCCCACCCAACUGGCCCGACUCAACCGUCUGCAGACCCCAGAGAAAAACAGACUCUUCUACUCCUGAGAUCAAAACUGGAUCUUUAUUACAGCAAUAAUACUGAAUGGAGAUGGACAGAGGUUUUUGCUUUUACUCUAUUAUGAAAUCUUUGUAUACACUGAAGAUCUUUGCUGACUAUUCAUCACCUUUCUUUUGAUAAACGUGUGUGUGUGUGUGUUUGUGUGUGUGUGUGUGUGUGUGUGUGUGUGCAUUGCAAAAUGGAUCUAUUACUUGGUGGUUUAUAAGGACAUGCAUUUGUAUAAUGACAUGGGUAUGACCUAGGUUUUACCUCGCUGCAGUGGUUUAUUGGGACAUGUCUUGUGUCCUCAUAAUUCAGAAGACCUAAAAUCCUACUCAAUGGGGUAUUUUGGGUUGGGUUUCGAGAUAUUGGUAGGGUAAGGCAAUAUAAUAAGUGUUUUUUACAGUAUAAAAUACAUUAAACUAAUGAAGAGUCCUCAUAAACCACCAAAAGCAAUGUGUGUGUGUGCUGGUUUUGGUGGUUUUUGAGGACAUAAUUUUGUAUAAUGACAUGGGUACAUAGGUAUUAGUGUGUGUUUGCUAGUGUUGGUGGUUUAUGAGGACAUAGAUUCAUAUAAUGGCAUGGGUAUGACCUAGGUUUUACACAGUAGUUUAUCAGGACAUGCCGUGUGUCCUCAAAAUUCAAAACACACAAAAAAAAAGAUACUUAAUGGGGUAUUUUGGGUUGGGUUUAGAGGUAUUGGUUGGGUAAGGCAAUAUAAUAAGUGGCUUUUACAGUAUAACAUGCAUUAAGCCUUUAUGGAGAGUCCUCAUAAAACACCAAAACCGAUGUGUGUGUGUUUGUGCUGAAUUCAUUGACGGUGCGGCAGGUUCUCUUGACAAUCACAUGACAGGCGCCUGAGGCUUUGAGACAUGGCUGUUUCCUCCAUAUUGUGACCUACAUAUCAUGUUUUUGUCAAGUGCGCCGAGAACAUGAAGGCGGGUGAAUUUCAGUACUCCUGUCAGGAACACGUCUGGGUCAUAUUUCACCGCAAAAUCAAAACACAAAAAUAUGCAAUAUUUAUCUUUCAGAAGGAUGCCUGAUUCUGGGUGCAUAAAUAUCGUUUUCAUUGUGAUGUUUUUAACGCAUAGCCCAACACUUAUAACAAAUACAUAUCAUGGCCAUGCACACAUUAAGCAUUUGUUAUUCAUUUCUUCUGUAGAAUUUACCAUCAAGCUUCCAUUAGUUGACAUGAACUAAUAACUAAAACACCAAAGCAUGCAUUAAUCUAAUCGCAUCUGUCUAUUUAAUGCACGUGAGUUAUAGUGAAUUAAAAGUGAACAAUUGCAUUACAGUAAGAGUAACAGAUUUAUAAAUGCUGUAACAAAUGCACUGAUCAUUAUUAACUAACAUGUUAACUAGUGAGACCUUGUUGUUGACAUUUUCUUGCUUUGUUUUGUUAAAUUUUGCCCAGUUUUGACUAAUUAGUUCUUCUGUUUUAGUUAAAUCAAGUCCACAAAACUAUUUGUUGUCUUAAUAUAGUUGAAUUAUUAUUUAUGUAAACACUAUUUUAAUAAAAUGAGAGAACUCUUUUAAUUCAAUAGCCACAAAUAGGGAACAACAGGGAACAAUUUUUGAUUUAAUAGCCACAAAAUCUUGGCGUUUGUACACAUUAUCCAUUUUUUCUUCUGCUUUUUCUAAAUUGUCAUUUUCAUUAGACUUUCAUUAUAUACAGCUUUUUGUUAAUACUCAAUUUUAAAAGAAUCAGUACAACGAAUAUCAAUGAUUUAGAUCUAUUUUGCCAUUAAAACAAAUCAUAAUUUUUAUGUCAAAGUUCUGAUAACAAAAUUGCAUUACACUAAUGAGAAUUUAGUGUGUGUGUGUGUGUGUGUUUGGCUGAACGUACCUAAUAGAGUAUGGUAAGGUUACGACCCCUCAACCCUCAGCUCUCUGCUACUGAAACCCCUAUUAACCCAUCAUACUUCUCAAUCCUUCCUCAUGUGACACUUUCCAUCUCCCCCACUUCACAAUUGAUUCUUCUACCCCUUUCUCAAUUUAGCAGUGCCUGUUCUUCUAGUAAUAAGCUGGAAACAGAUCUCACUCGCCUCACAGUAUAUAGUACAUCCCAGAAUUCAGGAAUCAGGGAGGUAUAUAUUUGAAAUGUGUUAAAAUACUUCCUAAAUAAUAACAGAUAUGUGCUAUUAGUACUUAAAAUGAGAUAACAUGCAGUGUGUAUCCAUCAGGAAUUAGUUUUUAGCCUUAUACAUGUAUUUGUAUAACCAUAUUGAAUAUAGGUGAAUCCCAUUUACAGAAAAAAAAAAAAAAACACGAGUGUCCCACGAGUUCUAUGUUAAAAUCAUAUGUGAAACACCAUGGAACACACAUGGAAUACACAUGGAACAUACAUGAAACACUUGUGGAACAUAUGUGAAACGCAUGUGAAACAUACAUGGAACACAUAUAGAACACACAUGAAACACUUGUGAAACACAAGGAACACUAAUGGAAUGCAUGUGGAACACACAUGAAACAAAUAUAGAACACACAUGAAACAAUUGUGGAACACACCAGGAUUUCUUAUGGAACACAUAUAGAACACACAUGAAACAUACAUGAAAAACUUGUGGAACAUAUGUAGAACGCUUAUGGAACGCAUGUGAAACACACAUGGAACACAUAUAUAAGACACUUGAAACACUUGUGGAACACAAGGAACACUAAUGGAAUGCAUGUGGAACACAUGGAACAAAUAUAGAACACAUGAAACACUUGUGGAACGCUUAUGGAACGCAUGUGAAACACACAUGGAACACAUAGAAGACACAUGAAACACUUGUGAAACUCAAGGAACACUAAUGGAAUGCAUGUGGAAUACAUGGAACAAAUAUAGAACACACAUGAAACACUUGUGGAACACACCGGGAUUUCUUAUGGAACACACAUGGAACACAUAUAGAACACACAUGGAACACUUAUGGAACACACAUAAAGAACACAUAUGGAACACUUAUAGAACACAGAACACACAUGAAACACUUGUGGAACACACGUAACACAUAUGGAACACAUAUGUAACAUGUGAAACAUGCUUUCUGGAAAAUGGUCUCGUGCAAAAGAGAAAUCACAUGAUCACAUAUUAUUUCACAUGAAAAUGUUCCAAUAAGACACGUUUCAAAUAUCUUAAUAUUUGUAAGGGCAUCUUCUCCUGCUUGUUUGAACAACCCAGCAGACACACAAUGUCACAAGACAUUAAUAUUAGGUUAGAUUUAGGUCGCCAUCAUCUAAGAACAAUGUUAUUCUAAUGUCCACUAACUAUGACAUUGAUAUUUGGUUGUUUUUAGGUUACAUUGGAAAGUAACCUAAAUGCAAUGUCUGUCUGACAUUGGACAUUGACGUUGGCCUGACGUAAAAUUCUGACGUCAACCCGAUUUUCAUUUCCAAACAAAAUGCAACGUCCCCAUGAUGUUGGGGUCAAUCUGACGUCAUGGUGACAUUGUGUGGCUGCAGGGUACUUUUAUAAAAAUGAGCUGAAACAACACAAUUCAUGAGAAUUUGUUUUUGGGACAUCUUAAUUGUUUAUGUUCAAUCCACUUAAAUUUGUUAAGUUAAAUUAAUCGAUUUGUUUUGGGACAACAUUAAUUGUGUGAAACCCUGCAUAUUAUUAUAAUGUUUUUUUUUCACACUUUACAUGAUAUGGAAUUGAACUCGAUUUCCAAAAUGAGCAUUUUCAGCAUUUCCCCAAACACUAUAGACACACUUUUUUAUGCUAUAUUGCUUUUUUUGUGAAUAACAUUAGAAUAGCUAUUGAGAAUGCAUCAAUUAUAUGACAGGUGAUUGGAGGAGCUUAAAAAUUAGAUGAUGUCAGUCAGAGUGGGAAAUCAUGUUAGGGGGAUCAUGUUUUUUUUUUAAUACAUUUUAUUGAAAGAUAGAACAAAGCAUCCUGAGCAUGUAUUAACAAAGUAAACUGUGUGGAUUUUAUACUAAUGCUUCCCAUCCAGGCUAUUCCUCUGACUUCCAGACAGCGUGUGCUUGUUUCUGUGUGGAUGCAUUGGUUUUUGACCCAGUAGGUGUGGAUGUGAGUCUGACCUUUGUCUUUGGUUUCAGCGGCUCAGGUGGAGAACACUUCUGUUCAGCACUUUAGUUUUUUAUCGCACAGGUUAAUGGGCUGUUGCUCGCGCACAUGUUCCACUAUAACACAACAAAGCUCAGGUUACAGCUCCAGCCAUUCAAAGCCUGUUUAAGAGAGCAGUUCAGCACGUAAUGAAAAUUCUGUCAUCAUCUGCUCUCUCUCAUCUCAUUCCAGUCCUGUUUAACUCUCUUUCUAUGGUACACAACAGUAGCUCACUGUUUUUUUUUUUUUUUCAGAAAAGGACAAAGCAAAGUGGGUUUUUUUCUGCCCAAUCUGCGACAUUGGUUUUAUUAAUUGUUAUCCAGUGCUUAAACAACUCACAUUUUUAACUCAAUAUACAGUAUCUUAAGAGUCCAAAUGUCUUUGAUCUUAUUAACUAGAAUAUCUAUCAAAAUGAAACCGUUUUCGCUUAUAACAAGAACAAAACAAUAGUUUCCUUCUUGAUCUAACCUCAUCUUGUUUUAAGCAUAAACUCACUUAAUUUUGCUGCAUUCAUCUAUAGAGUUAUUAUUCUGCCUCCAAUCUCAUUUAAAUUACUUUAUUGAUAUCUCCCAAGAGCUGUUUAACAGAGAUUUUUUAAACAUAAAAGUUUUAAUAACUAAUUUAAUUUCUAGUAUUGACCUUCUUGAAAGUUUGCAGCAGAUUUUUAUAAUGGAAAACAAGACUAAUAAAGCAUGGCACGGUGGCUCAGUGGUUAGCACUGUGUAUUCACAGCAAGAAGGUCGCUGGUUCGAGUCCCAGCUGUGCCAGUUGGCAUUUCUGUGUGGAGUGUGCCUGUUCUCCAAAUGUUGGUGUGGGAUUCCUUCGGUGUAGGAGUCCAAACACAUGGGCUAUAGGUGAAUUGAAUAAACUAAAUUGGUCGUAGUGUAUGAGUGUGUGUGUGAAUGUGAGAGUGUAUGGGUGUUUCCCAGUACUGGGUUGCAGCUGGAAGAGCAUCUGCUGCGUAAACCAUAUGCUAGAAUAGUUGGCAGUUCAUUCCACUCUGGCGACUAAUUCAAAGGAUAAUGAAUGAAUGAAUGAACACUAAUAUCAGCUCAAUGCAGUGUGUUGGUUUUAUGAAACUGAACAGCCAGGACAAACAUUGAUAUUUAUGCAUUGACCCGACACCUUUAUCCAUUGUUGCUUACUUUACAUUGUAUAAGUUAAAUCAGUGAAUACAUUCUCUGAAUGUGAACCCACAACCUUGAAUGUGUAAAGUAGCAAAAACCUUUUUCUUGUUGUUGUUAAAUGACUAUCCCUUUAAAUCUACACUGCAAAAAAUGCUUUUGUCUUGUUUCUGAUCAAAAUAUCUUUAAAAAUUUAAAUCAAGAAGCAUUUUCUAGACAAGCAAAAACUACCCCAGCAGCCACACAAACAUUAUAAGGCAUUAAUAUUAGGUUAGAUUUAGAUCGUGAUGUCACGUGACCAAAAUUCAAUGUCUAGCCAGUGUCUAAGGUCAACGUUAUUUUGAUGUCCGAUUAUGAGGUUGAUAUUUGAUUGAUUUUAGAUGGCGUUGGAAAGUGACCAAAAUCCAACGUCAAGCCAACAUCUUAAACCAAUGUAAUAUUGACAUCAAAUACUGACAUUUAUUCAUCAGGUUUGGCAACCAAAAUCCAACGUCUGAUAGACGUCAUAGUGGUAACGUCCACACAACGUCAAGCUGUAACAUCAUUAGACAUUUAUAUCUGGUUGAUUUUAGGUUGGACAUUGACGUCAGCCUGACAUUGAAUUCUGACGUUAACCUGAUUUUUAUUUCAAAACAAAAUGCAACGUCCCCACAAUGUUGGGGUACAACAUCAAUCUAACGUCAUGUUGACGUCCUGUGCCUGCUGGGACUAUUUUAAGAAAUAAUAUGCCACAUUUCAAGUGAGUUUUACCUUAAAACAAGCUAAAUAAUCUGCCUAUGGGGUCAGCCAAAUAAGUGUUUUUCCUUUUGGCAUAAGAUUAUUUUGCUUGUUUUAAGAAAAAAUUCACUUAAUUUUGGCAAACUUUGUCUUAAAACAAGAGCAUGCUUAAUGCUUGUCCAGAAAAUACUUCUUGAUUUAAGAUUUUGUAUAUACUUGGACUAGAAAUGAGUCAAAAAUUAUAAGUAAGAGAAGCACUUUUAUUGCAGUGAAGCCAUCUUUUUACUGCUCAUUCAGAAAUCCAAAACCACUCGUCAUGUGACUUUUAUGUGUGCUCUAUAUUUUUUGAUAUUUGUAUGUGUCUGUGGGUUUUGCGUGGGAUUGUGUAUCAGCAGUGCCUGUAACAUGACUCUUUCUCUCUCUCUUUCUCGUCUACGAACUGUUUCUUGGCAGGAACAUAAAACACUUGGCCACAUUUUUCAGAGCCAAAGCUAAAAGAGCUCAAUGCGCUUUUACAAAAGGGAAAGCCAAGCUCAUUGACCAAUAUACUGCCCUCAGAGUCUCUUAAAGUGAGUCUGCUGGCGUCUUCCAUUGUCUCCCAUUCAUUUAUUGUGGAAAAUGUCUAUUAUAUCUUCUCUGUUCACCAUGCAAACAUUUGGUACUUUCCCCAAUGAUGAUGUUAUGGGUACAACAUGAUGUGCUUCUAGUAUUUAAUCUACAAACAGAGAUGUUUCCAGCACAGCAGUGUUUUCAUUUGAUUUGAUUUGAUUGUUUUGGUGCUGGCUGCUUAUCUACUAUUGUGUGCAUAAGAUGUUUUUGAUGGGAAGGGCCUGUGAAGAGGGAUGUUUUUGUAUGUUAAAAGUUUAAUGUGUUGCCAAAUGCACAUAUUUUUUUUUUUAAAUGAAAUAAUUAUUGUAUUGUUUUGACUUUAUAUGGUCAUACAGCAUUUGUUGUAAUCGUUAAACGAAAGAAAGCUAUAGAGUAAAGUGCACAUUUUAAUGUAUUUGACAUUUUGUUGUUCAUCUAUGUCGUAGGUAUUAUGGUGUUUGAUUGUGAAAAUGCUUUUUACACAUAUAUUUUUACCUGAUGUGUCAAUAUGUACACAAACUUACUCUGUACAUAUCAAAUCUAGCUAUAUUCAAUAAAUAUGUUUCCUCAUUCUGUUUACA
Messenger RNA from Danio aesculapii, 11236 nucleotides. It is a transcript of the gene pard3aa, whose product is annotated as par-3 family cell polarity regulator alpha, a. Gene Ontology annotation, molecular function: phosphatidylinositol binding; protein binding. Lineage: Eukaryota; Metazoa; Chordata; Actinopteri; Cypriniformes; Danionidae. The record is from RefSeq and is a predicted model, not a curated record. The coding region runs from base 206 to 4183 and encodes 1325 amino acids. The transcript is spliced from 25 exons. Gene Ontology annotation, cellular component: adherens junction; apical plasma membrane; cell cortex. Gene Ontology annotation, biological process: cell adhesion; intracellular protein localization; establishment or maintenance of epithelial cell apical/basal polarity.